Halichondria panicea is the source of this 3171-nucleotide messenger RNA. Its product is annotated as N(G),N(G)-dimethylarginine dimethylaminohydrolase 1-like. The coding region runs from base 2028 to 2927 and encodes 299 amino acids. Gene Ontology annotation, biological process: positive regulation of nitric oxide biosynthetic process; arginine metabolic process. The record is from RefSeq and is a predicted model, not a curated record. Lineage: Eukaryota; Metazoa; Porifera; Demospongiae; Suberitida; Halichondriidae. Gene Ontology annotation, molecular function: amino acid binding; dimethylargininase activity. The transcript has 5 exons.
AUGACAUAGAUCUUUCCCCAUGCUGCACUUAGUGCAGUGCUGGGAAAUUAACAUAGAUCUAGAGAUUAGACCACAUUCAUUUGGGGUAGUGAAAACCACAGCUCGGCCAAGCGCCAACAGCCAACAAGUUUUUUUAAUAACUGGACGCUAAGUCCAAAUCAAAUGGCGUCAUCUAUAAAAAGCAAAAAAUUGUUACAACUUAUCGAAGAUAUCAGUCAAGAAAUUCCACCUAAGUCUCUAAACUAUGAUCGAGUGUGCUUUUUGCUGGCUCCUAUUCUACCACCAAAUGCACCUAAACAAGUACUGAACGGUGAGAAUCUCAUCAGUCGAAUCUACUUUGAAACUCUCAAAGAUAAAGAAGGAGGUCUUGCAAGGUUUUGGUAUGUUUUAAAUGAGACCCAAGUGUGCCCUACUGAUUGGCUUGCAAACCUGCAAGAAUAUGUUACUGAAGCGUACUUCGUGCCCGAAUCACUUACACCAAUGGUUCACCUUCGUGCAAUGCUUCUGAAAAUUGUGGCUAGUAUUGCAAACGAUGAAGGUGCAGCAACCAGGAUUAUCAAUACAGCAGGAGAUACUUUUAAGCCUCGCACAACUCUCAACACUCUAUCAAAGCCAUUACACAACAAGGACUACACUCUACGUUUGCUUGAGUUCUUUGAAGUGGCAGAGAAGCAAUUGGAAGUUGAACCUGACAAUCUUGACAAUCUUCGUGAAUGGUUAAGCGAUGCUGGAUGCAAGAGGGUCAUAAAAUACUGUCUGGAUAGCUUUGACCCUACAAGGGAAAUCAAGAUCCAGGGUGCAUGGCGCCCACCGCAGGAAAAGGAACAUAGUAUAGAAGAAGAGCGACGGCCAAGCGAAGGAGAAAGUGAGAUGGUACCCAUGAAGAUCUUGUAAUGAUUUCCUUUUCAACAUCAUGUAUCGAGAAAAUAAACAAGCAAGCUGCAUGCUCAUUGUUCACACACAGUCCAUUGUUCCCCACUCCACAAGCGUUUUAUAGCUUUAUAUAGUUUUAGUUGUAUAGGCAACUCAGUUCAAAUCAGUGUCUACAUCAGAGGCAACAGUAUAUAUGCAUAGAGAUAUUCAACAGGCUGUGAAAAUUAUACCAUUAAUUGUUUUUGUAACCAUUUUAAGGAUACCCCACUUGGCCUCUGUAUGUCAAACAACUAUAGGUGGGCAUAAUUUCCCCGCCUUGAUCACAUUCCUCAUAACUCCCUUACCUGAGGGCACACUGAUUUGAGUGAUGUUGGUAUUUACUAUUAGAUCCCAUUUGAGUGUAUAUUUAUAGUAGGGAACUACGGUAUAUACCGGUAGUAUAGAUUGCUCUGAGGUCUGAAGCCAUGUUGGAUUGGUGAUAAAGUAUUGUUGUCCAGUAGAUAUAGUUGCAUAGCCUUGUGUGAAUAUUUCUUUCGAGUGUUUUGACAGCAAAUGAUGUUAAACUGAUUGGUUCUGUAGUUGCAUGUAGUAUAGGUGAGUUUUUGAUGUCCUUUCUUGUGGAGAGGGGUGAUCAUGGGUUCGAAGUUUUCCAGUCGAAGGGUAAGGUGUUCUGUUGGAUGGACAUGUUAAAUAGUAUUGCUAGUGGUGAAGAUAGUUGAGCAGCACCCUCUAGGAGGAGUCGCCCGGGUAUUCCAUCUGAUCCGCAGGACUUAUCUAGUUGGGUCAAUUGCUUCGAAAACUUUGGCUUCACCCAUAACAUAAUUAUUUAUAUUAUGGGUUUAGAGCUGACAAAGUGGAGGGAUGAUCGAAGCCUUUGUUGGUUUGCAGGAAUUUCAAACACUGAUGUAUUUAUUAUUGGUUGAGCUAGGGUAUUGCACUUCUCGGCCGCCUUUUUAUAAUUGUGAUGAAGAUCAGGGAUUGCUUGCAAUUUUGCUGCAUGCAAAAUCCAGGAAACUCAAAGAGUGGGUAAUGAUGACCAUUUUUGUUGUUAAAAACUAUCUAUGUCAAAAGUUCAAGUCAAAGAGCAACCUUUUUGCAAUCAAUAGCUCUUGCUCUUGCGAAUCUGGCCAGCAACUAAUCUGCACUGGGGAAAAAUGAGCGUUCUAUUUCCACUCCUAAAAAGAGGGUCCCGUUGGAUGGUCACAAUCAAAGGUAGAAGUUCUCACAGUGUGGCAGAUUAUUUCCACUUCCAAAGAGCCAUAGUUGGCAGCCCUGAAAGCAUCAAUGAAAACUUUGUUAAAAACUCCCUUCGAAUUGAUCAACCUGAUAAAGCAAUCGUCAUCGAGAAAGCUAAACAAGAGCAUUCCAUCUAUGUUUCUGAACUUCGAAAGUUGAUACCUACCAUUGUAGAAGUCCCUGCUGAUGAUAGAUUCCCAGAUCAGGUGUACGUGGAAGAGCCUGCUGUGAUACUGAAUGGCGUGGCUCUGUUAACCAAGAUGGCACCUCCAUCUCGUGCUGGAGAGAUUGAACCAAUGAGAAAGGUACUCGAAAGUAUGAACCUUGAUAUAGUUGAGAUGAAAAAGCCUGGUGCUUUCUUGGACGGUGGAGAUGUUCUGUUCACGGGUAGAGAAUUUUUUAUUGGAUUGAGUGAACGAACCAAUGAGGCAGGGAUUGAGUAUCUGUCGAAAGUGUUCUCUGGCUGGCCUGUAACUGGAGUGAAGGUACCAAAGGGCACACUACACUUAAAAUCUGUGUGUUCAUUGGCAGGUGUGGACAUUCUUGCUAUUAGCAAUAGUCCUGCUGGGAGACAAGCAUGGAAGGAUAUGGAGUCAUUUGGUGCUCACAAGUACAAACAGUUAAUUUUUCCUGAUGACAAUGGUGCAAACUGUCUGUUUGUUAAUGGUGUUGUCCUCCACCCACCAAAAGAAGAAUACCCCAGAAGUUACGAAGUGUGGAAAACAAUGAAAUGUCCAACUGUUGAAAUACCAAAUAGUGAGUUAGCUAAGUCUGAUGGAUCUUUAACCUGCAAUUCAAUAAGGAUAUUCGAAAUAUGACUGAGAAGAAUACUAAACUCAUUUUGAAAUAGCUAGAAUAAUUAUGUGCACAGUUUUUAAAUUAUUACAAGCUGUGUAGCAAGCACUGUGUAGCGGGUAAUUUCGUUGGUGCAAAUUUUCGUAUGAACUACCCAUUUAAAUAUUAUUUUCGUGUUUUAAAUAUUCGUACAGGUAUCUAUUGCGGUAGAAUAAUAAUUUCGUAGUUUUAAUUUUCGUAUGAUGCUUUUCAAUACCUAAUCUUGAA